This is a messenger RNA of Phyllotreta striolata, 1084 nucleotides long. Lineage: Eukaryota; Metazoa; Arthropoda; Insecta; Coleoptera; Chrysomelidae. The record is from the annotation of a GenBank genome assembly.
GGCGGCGUUGCCGCGUCGAGGUUUGUGCGGAAGUUAUGGGGGAAGAAUAACGGCAACGUUGCGAGAUGUUGUAGUCGGACGGUUCGGUUUGGGAAAUUCGUUGUAGUUUCAUAAUCGAGCCAGCCUUGAAACUACAACUACAACAAAUCGAACGGAUUCGCCUACUCGAUAUCGCGACCAGAAUUACAUUCGAUUAGAAUUUUAUAGAAUUACCGGGCCGGUCCCAAAAGUAAAUUACGCCGAGACAAACGACGAGGAAAAUUAAUCAAUCGAGAUGAUGAGACGAUUAGGCGCAACUACUUAGAGAUUAUAUGGGCAUCUCUAAUGGAUUGAUUGGCGGAUGAUCGAACCGGGCGAAGGCGGGACGGGGCCUAUAAAUGCGGAGAGCGGUACUAAUUUUUUUUCAAGUAUUCGUAUUAUGUGGUGCGAGUUCGACAAUAUGGGCGAAAACGACGACGACAACAGCGAAUUGAGCGAGCACAGAUUCCUGACCAAAGGCGCCUUCCUGCUGACCCCCUCGCACGAUCUGAGCCUCGACAAGGCCGCCAACAUUUGCGACAAACUCAACUUCCGCGGAAGUUUCAGCCUGACGAAAACGGCCACCGGUAUAUUGUUCAAAUUCUCCGAGCCCGAAGACUUCCAGCAAGUUUUCCGCAAGGGUUUUCACAAGGUGACAGGCGGACGAUUGUAUAGAAAAGUGGCGAUUCCCUGCAGGCCGCAGAAAACCUUCUCCCUGCUGGUCUUCGAAGUACCAUCUGAUCUUCCUGAAGACGAUGUCAGGGCUAGUCUCUACCGGUACUGCUCCGUGGUCGAAGUGACCAGACUCCCGAUACGUUUGGACCAAUCACCGGGCGCCCCGCCACCAAUCAGGAUCACCGUGGCCUCCUUGGACGAUUACAACAGCCUUUUGCAACAAGGUUUGGAUUUCUACGGGGCGACCUACUUUCCCACGGAGCCGCUGAAGAAGGAGCAGCUGGGCCAGCUGCGCGGCAGCAAAGAGAAGCUGCUGCCCGUUUUCGAUUCGUCGGGGUUUUCGCGCAUCCCGCCGCCCCCGACGCGCACCCUCAAACCCAUGCGAUCGUAA